GCCAUUGAUUCUGAUUUUGAAAAUUCUUUCUUCGGGGUUUGUAGAACUGUUCUUACUGUGUGGGUCCACAUCCGCCAUUCUUCCAUAUUCUAACUUCCUUUCUCCUCAUUCUCUCUCUUGAACAGAAAGUUAAGCCAAGAAGAAAUCCAUAGAUAAGCAGUUGGGGACUUGGGGUAUUUGUUUGAUGUAAUGCUAGGGAUCGACUUACAGACGGAGAGAGGACCCUUCAUCUUUAAAGAGUUACUUUCUUCAUCAAUCAGCCCAGCUGUGUCUCUGGCAAAAACUGAUAGCUCCGUUUCAUAUUACAAUGAUUAUCUUGUGGAUGUGCCCUCAAAUGAUAGGUCCCUGAGAGAGGAAUCAAGCAGUGGAAUUCGUAUCUUACAACAGGAGCAUGAAUCAUGUGAUGGAAAUGGGGGUAUUGAUUCUCAUAUUUGGUUUCCCCCUGAACCAGAAGACCGAGAGGACGACAUGGAGGGUAGUAUUGGCAAUUAUGAGGACGAUGAUGACGAUGAAGAGUACGGUGAUGGCAUGAAAUGGGGAAAGCCAAGUAAUCUGAGCAGCCUUAGAGAAGAAGGAUGUGGGAGCUUUAGGUUUAGAGAAGAAACAAAAAAGGCAAUGGAUGAGGUUAUGAAUGGGAAGUUUAAGGCACUUGUGGAGCAUCUUCUUACAUCAAUGGGCAUUUCUUGUUCUGGGAAUACGUGGGUGGAUACAGUCACAGCUUUAUCAUGGGAAGCUGCUUCAUAUCUGAAGCCAGAUGCUUUUGAGGGAAAAGUAAUGGAUCCUGAUGGAUAUGUGAAGAUCAAAUGUAUUGCGACCGGUUCUCGGACCCAAAGUAAAGUUUUCAAGGGCUUAGUCUUCAAGAAACAUGCAGCUCACAAACACAUGCCAACAAAGUAUAGAAAACCCAAGUUGCUAUUGAUCAAGGGUGCACUUAGUGUUUCUUCAGAUGGACUAUCAUCCUUUGAGUCGAUGAAACAGGAGAAUGAGAGGCUAGAUUAUCUAAUUGGGAUGAUAGAGAAGUUGAAUCCAAAUGUCGUACUAGUUGAGAAAACCGUUUCACGAGAUAUUCAAGAGUCUAUCCUUGCAAAAGGGAUGACAUUGGUAUUGGAAAUGAAACUACACCGGUUGGAGAGAGUUGCUCGUUGUACUGGCUCACCAAUCUUGUCCUCUGAUAUGCUGCUGCUGAAUGACCAAAAGCUGAGGCACUGCGAAUCCUUUUAUUUUGAAAAGAUUGUAGAAGAACAUGCUGCUCUUUGUGAUAAUGGAAAACGCCCUAAGAAGACAUUAAUGUUUCUCCAAGGCUGUCCCACACGAAUGGGAUUUACGAUUCUGCUGAUGGGAUCUCACAGUGAUGAACUUAAAACCAUAAAAUGUGUUGUUCAGUUUGCGGUUGUAAUGGCAUACCAUUUGAUCCUUGAAAGUUCAUUCCUUGUGAAUCAACGGGCAAUGUUAUCCACGACUGCCCCGGAUGGAAUGGCUAUAUUUUCAACUAAACCUGUGUUUGUGUAUAAAGGUCUUGAUAUUCCUGUAGCCAGUGAGUCGAGUACGGAAACUACAACUAGUGAUAAUUUGAUCACCACCAUUGAUAUCCCCAUCUCCAAUGGAUUUCUUCAAGAAAAUGGGCCCGACAACUUGGGUCUGGAAGGGCAUAGUUUAUCAUCUUAUGAGCCAUAUGACCCAAUUGUUCUCUCAGGGUUAUCUUCACUCUCAGCCUCUUUACAGGAAGUUGUAGGGUACCCUCUUUUCAAUGCUACCCCCCAAGACCAAGACCAAGAUCAUGAGGAGGAGGAGGAGGAGACAUACCUUGGCUAUAACACCCCCCUUGACCGCACCGAAACCAGCUCUCCAGAUACGGAAACAGAGUUGCUUCCAAGAAACUUGUCCUUAGAAACAAAAGAUUCUGAAGAGCGUAUGCAACGUAAGGAUGACAUUACUGCGGUUUUGGAUUCCGAGAGCAUAUUAGUUUUGAUGUCUAGAAGGAAUGUCACAAGAGGGACUACGUGUAAGCAAAGUAGCUUUUCAUGUAUCAAGUUCUACCGGAAUUUCGAUGUGCCCCUCGGAAAGUUUUUGCAGGAUAACUUACUCAAUCAGAAGCUUUUGUGUGGAACAUAUAAGCAGUUGCCUGGUGAAAAUGAAGGAAAGCUUUGGAUGUGGAGUUGUUGUGGCCAAUGUAAACCCUCCAAUGGAAGCUUAAAGUCUACCAAAAGAGUAUUGGUCUCCGUUGCUGCUCGUGGGUUAUCCUUUGGGAAGUUCUUAGAACUUGGCUUCUCCAACCACUCUUCAUGGGAAAUACCAUCUAGCUGCGGACAUUCCUCUUAUGCUGACUAUUUUCACUUCUUCGGAUCAGGCUCCAUGGUUGCAAUGUUUAGAUACUCAACAGUGGCUACUUACUCUGUAUCUCUGCCGCAUUGGAAGGUCGAGUUUACCAAUUCAAUAGAAAGAGAUUUUCUUAAAGAAGAAGUUGCGGAUGUGUACCAGGAAGGGCAAUCAGUGUUUGCUGAGGUUGAGAACUCCCUGAAGAAGAUGGAAGACAAGUUUGGUGGAUCAACACUGAACAUUCAAGGAUCAUGUAAAAGAUUCUCUGACAUCAAAGAGAUGUUGAAUAAAGAGCAAGAUGAAUAUGAGGUUAAGAUGAAGAAGCUGAGUGAAAGCACGAGCAUGACUAAAUGGCUGUACAAGCCUCUGCACUUGAAUUACAUACAAUGGGAGGUUUUACUUCGUUCAUACAUCUGGGAUGAGCGCAUCCAUUCACUCCUUUCAUCCGAUCUUAUUGUUGACCCCCAAACCGUCCGUGAAUCACAGCGUCCUCAUCAUCUUCAGGAGAAAGAUACCACCACCAUCAGCAUCACUGAAAAUGGUAAUAUCAAAAUCGAUACACAUACACCCGAACCCAGAGAAGCAAAUGGCUUAUCAGUUGAACCAAUCACAACCGAAGAAGCUGUUGUUGAUGAUGAAAAUGGUGGAGUUUCUUCGGCUUUUUCAUCAAAAUCAGCCGAUCCCAAAGGGUGGAUGUGGACACCAUUCUCGCAGAUUGAAAGCAUUUAUGUGAAGGAUCUCCACAGAGGGUACUUGCCCAAAUAUGAAGCUUCCGGAAUACACAAAAUGAUUACCCAGUCCCAGUCCCAGUCCCAAGGCGAAGAGGGCUCAAAGAUUCAUUUCCCAUUGGGUACAGAAAAUCUUCUUAUGGUAUCGGAUUAUGAAGACGAGUUAUCAAGUAUGAUAGCAUGUGCGUUGGCUUUUCUAAAGGACGGAAAUAGUAAUACAUCAUUGGAAUUUGUAAGUGACGAUUCAAAAUCAUACGAAAGUUUACCGAAAAUGUUGUCUUUGAGUUCCCCAAAUUGGUCUUCCUUUACCUCCAUGGAUUCCGAUGUAGAAGACUCCCGUUUUUCGAGCUUUGAUGGGUUGGAAUUGCUGGAUUCCGUUGCUGCUUAUCUUCACCCCGUGAUUUCCAUGGGAAGAUUAGCCAACAGAUCUAAAUAUUCGGUAGCUUGUUUAUUUGCCAAAGAUUUUCUCGAUCUUCGUGGUCAAUGUGGUUUAUCUGAGCUUGAUUACAUUUCUUCAUUAAGCCGUUGUAAGCAUUGGGAUGCCAAAGGUGGAAAGAGUAAAUCUUUCUUUGCUAAAACUCUUGAUGACCGCUUCAUUAUUAAGGAAAUUAAGAAAACCGAGUUUUACUCCUUUCUUGAAUUUGCUUCUCACUAUUUUGGGUACAUGAAUCAGUGUUUUAAACUUGGAAAUCAGACAUGCCUCGCCAAAAUUCUUGGUAUUUAUCAGGUAAAGAAAAGAAAGAGUGGGGCUAAACAUGAUCUAAUGGUGAUGGAGAACAUUAGUUAUGGGAGAAAAAUUACGCGGCAGUAUGAUCUGAAAGGAGCUCUGUAUGCUCGUUUCAAUGCUGUUGUUGAUGGUACAGGAGACGUUCUUUUGGACCAAAACUUUGUAAAUGACAUGAAUGUGUCUCCUUUAUACGUUAAUACAAAAGCAAAGCGGAAUCUGCAACGCGCUGUGUGGAACGAUACUGCCUUCCUCAAUUCGAUCAAUGUGAUGGACUAUUCAUUAUUGGUUGGAGUGGACGUGGAAGAAAAGGAGCUGGUAUGCGGCAUAAUCGAUUACGUGCGACAAUAUACUUGGGACAAACAGCUGGAGAACUGGGUGAAGUCCUUUGUGGUCCCCAAAAACCAGUUGCCUACCAUAAUCUCUCCAAAAGAAUACAAAAAAAGAUUCCGAAAGUUCAUUGACACCCACUUUUUCAGUGUCCCUGAUGACUGGUGUUCUCAAAGACCCUCCAACCGCUGCACCCUUUGUGGUUCCAACACCCCAAACCCAAAGGCGAAAUGAAAACUUGUUAUUAAAUUUUGGAUGCAUAUACAUACAUCACCAUGAACCAUCAACGCUCAACGCCACCCCAUCCAUUCUGCACCUUUUUAGCAAAUUUCUGGGGAUAAUAUGUAUUAGUUUUUAAGUGCCGGGAAAUCCACCAGCUGGUAGCUUUU
Molecule: messenger RNA, 4487 nt
Organism: Lactuca virosa
Lineage: Eukaryota; Viridiplantae; Streptophyta; Magnoliopsida; Asterales; Asteraceae
Source: the annotation of a GenBank genome assembly